Molecule: messenger RNA, 3968 nt
Organism: Colias croceus (clouded yellow)
Lineage: Eukaryota; Metazoa; Arthropoda; Insecta; Lepidoptera; Pieridae
Product: collagen alpha chain CG42342
Exons: 24
Coding region: 128-2266 (712 amino acids)
Source: RefSeq, a predicted model, not a curated record
CGUCGCACGAGACGGGUGUAUCGCUGCGAGCAACAAACGGCAUCGAACUAAAACACGACACGAAUCGAACUCGCGAACAUGAGCUCGUAGUCGGUGCAGCGAGGGUUAUCCUCAUGAGACCGAAGCCAUGAUAUUUAAAGCGGGAGGUAAGCCUCCGGGCAAGAGUCCUCCAAAGACAGAGAAGGUAGCCAAGACGGAGGAGUGUGAACCAUGCCCGGGGGAUCCGUGGCUAUAUUGUGCAGUGUUGUGGUGUGCGUGCGCGAUGAGCCUGAUCUCGAGCGGGUACAGCCUGUACCGGCAGCAGGGGCUGACGGAGCGGCUGGCCCUGCUGGAGGAGCAGCACCUGGCGCUGCGCAGCGCGGUGCUGGAGCCGCAGCAGCCGCUGGUGGAGCGGCUGCGGCGCGAGGUGCUGUCGCGCCCGCACUGGCGCCCUGCCAGGAGCAUCCGGGACUAUGGAGACUGCGUUUGCCCUCCAGGUCCGCCGGGGCCGCCGGGCAAGAGGGGGAAGAAGGGCAAGAAAGGAGACACCGGCGAGCCGGGACCUCCGGGGUUACUGGGAGCGCCAGGAAAAAACGGAUUCCCGGGUCCAAUAGGAUUAGACGGGCCGAAAGGAGAUCCCGGCCGGCCGGGGGACAAAGGGCAGAAGGGGGACCACGGGAGCCCCGGAUUUGAUGUAUUCUCAGCCGUCAAGGGCAUCAAAAGAUCGGUGGACAACUAUAAGAUGAGUCCCUACACUACUGCCGAAAUCAUAGCUGUUAAGGGAGAACCUGGUGAGCCAGGUCCACCGGGGCCUCCAGGCCCGUCCGGAGCUGACGGCGUGGCGGGUGCAGAGGGCAGGCCGGGGCCCGCCGGCGCAGUCGGGCCCGCUGGCCCGAUCGGCCCCGCCGGCCCACCAGGUCCCAUCGGACCAACUGGGCCACCUGGACCUAUAGGACAUAAGGGCGACAAAGGCGACAAAGGCGAGCGCGGCUUCACCACGACGUUGAAGGGCGACGCGUUCCCCACCGGCAUCAUCGAGGGCCCGCCCGGCCCGCCAGGCCCGCCCGGGUCGGAGGGCGCGCGCGGCGAGCGGGGAGCGACGGGCGCGCCCGGCCCGCCCGGCGAGCGCGGCGCACGCGGCAAGCGCGGCAAGCGGGUAACCGCCCUCACUGCGCACCGUACACACGCACACGCACACAAGCACACAAGCACAACACGCACACCGGCUACGGCUCACCACACAUGGCUACCGCUUCAGGUGCUUAGUAACGAGUCACGCGAGAGCGGCUCUCAGCCACCAUUGCACAGGCUUAUUGACACAGGAACUGCGGGAGCGGCCGGCCCGCGCGGCCCGCCCGGUCUCGACGGACGCCCCGGAGACGCGGGCGUGCCCGGCCCGCCCGGGAAACCAGGUGAGAUGGGUCCAAAGGGCGAGAAAGGAGACUACGGUGACAUGGGAUCCCCGGGCAUGUUGGGCGCCCCGGGGCUGCCCGGGCCGCCCGGCUACCCAGGCCUCAAGGGGGAGAAAGGCGACAAGGGAGACUCGAAGUACAGAAAGCUGAGACGAAGACAAAACUUGCAGGGAGACGGCACGGGCUACGAGCUGUAUGGACAUGAAAUAAUGAUGGGGCCCCCUGGCGCGCCGGGCCCCGCGGGGCCUCCUGGCGUUGCGGGCCCGCCCGGCAUCAAAGGCGACAAAGGCGACCCGGGCAUUCGGGGGAAAUCGGGGGAACGGGGUGAAAAAGGAGAUCCUGGUCCGAUGGGUUUACCGGGCCCCGUGGGGCUACCCGGCGAGCCCGGAGAGCCCGGGGAGCCCGGUCGACCCGGCGACUCGGGGCCUCGCGGUCCGCCGGGCCUGGACGGUAUGAAGGGUGCACAGGGAGAGCCGGGUGGCAAGGGCGAGCGCGGUGACCCGGGACUUCCCGGAACGGACGGAAUCCCCGGGACGGAGGGGCCGAAGGGUGAAAAAGGUUACAAAGGAGAACCGGGGCCGAGCGGCAAGCGCGGGCGCAAGGGCGACAAGGGCGAGCGCGGCGAGCAGGGCGUGCCCGGCCUCGACGCGCCCUGCCCGCUGGGACCCGACGGCCUGCCGCUGCCCGGCUGCGGCUGGCGGCCCUCCAAGGAGGCGGCGCGCGAGGAGCGGCCGGGCGGCUCGCACGAGGACGCGGACGGCGAGGCGGAGGACGCGGACGAGCCGGGCGAGUACGACACGCGCGACGACGAGCUGGAGCACGCGCGCGACUACGAGGAAUACCCCGACGGGCCCCUCGACCCGCGCCGCGACUGAGCGCCCCGCAGGACGCGAUGCUGGCGUGGGUGCGGCGCCGCCUGGAGCUGGACCGCGAGGACAACGAGCUGCGCGCCGGCCGCCUGGCCUGACCGCCCGGGCCCCUGUCCUCUGCGCGACCGUCUACCGCUUACACUGUAAUUGCCAACUUAAAAUCAUUAUUAAAUUAAAUACCUAGCUGUAUUUAUCAUCCGAGAUUAAAUUAUUACGUAGCUACGUUUUCUGUUAACAAAAUUAUAUUUUUUGGAUUAAUGGAAAUAUAUUACAUUAGUCUACUGCUACUGUUCUAGUGCUUGUAUAGAUGAAACCUGUAUAUUAUGACUAGGUACAUCUCCUGUGAGAUAUAUCGAAGAUAUUAUAAUUGGGGAAGAAAUAGGUGGAAAUAGGCAGAUGAAUAAAAAUCGUUCUCCCAGCGCAUUUUUACCUCCAAACAUAAACAAUUAACGAGUAAAUAACUUAUAUUGCUGUAACAUAUUAUAAUAAAUAAUCAUAUAAGUAAGAUAAUUUUUAUAUUUUGGAAUUUACUAUAUAAGAUUCUGUUCAGCGAAUUGUGUACAAAUCGAAACGGAAUUAUUAGGGCGGCCAUACACGGACCGCUUCAAGCAGUUGAGACCGACGCCGCGACCGCGCGGUGAACUAUGGACAUUCAUUCACUGCCGUAGACGGACUGCUCGGCCUUCGCGACCGCUUCCAGCCGUCAACUGCGCGGUUUGUAGCGACUGCUCGAGCAGUCAACGACCGACCGCUCGAGCCGUUUGAACAUGAACCCUCGGCAUGGGUAUCGGAACAGGAAAACCGCUGCAAAGUUCUCAUUGACCUCGUUGCAAUACCCUGUCGGCGCUUUUGUCAUAUUUGGAAAGUUUAUACGUGUCGAUGUUCGUUAGAGUCGUGAAUAUAUUAUGUACUAUAGAUAGCAAAUAACUGAAGUACAACAAGCGAGUUACCGCAGCAUUAGUCCGUUAGCGUUCGUAGCGAAGCAGCUGAGUUGUGCGCGGCGUGCCGGGCGCGGCUCACUCACUUCACCCAGCUACCCGCUUGUAGAACUAACACAUUUGUAAAUAUCCAUUUUAUAUUAAGAUAUACCUAACUAAUAAGACUAUGAUAAUAUAUUUUUUUAAAGGAUUGUGGACUGUAUAUAAGAAGUUUUUAUUUAUAAAAAGCUACUUGUAUAAUUUAAUGAUUGUAAUUAUAAGUUAAUACAGAGAGUAAUUAAAUAAUGCUAAGUAAGAUAAUAAUUAGAUUGUUGCUGUAAAUAAUAAUUCUUAAUUUCGAUGUAAACUCGGGUCGGAAUCCAAGAUCUAUUCAAGUAGGUUAUGACGGGGUUUCAUUUUAGAUUUAGAUACUUACUCGCAUCUUACUCGGAUUUUAAAAAUUGACAAUCUAAGUAAAUAUUAUAUCGAAGGAUAAAAUUGUUUCAGAUCUUUAUUUGUUUUUACAUUUCAGAAUUGAGUUUUUAUAAGAGGUUAUAGCUAAACUCAAAAAUACUAUGUACCUACCUAAUGCAAACACCAUUAUAUUAUAUUAUCUAAGUACAUAGGUACCUAUACUUUGAAAAAAUAAUAUAUUUAGUCUUAUUGUAACUAAUAAUUAAUAAUAAGGUAUGUAAUGAAAACAGAUGUUUUGUAAAUAGUUAUGCUCGUUAAAUGUAUAAAUUUCAAAUACUAUGAAUGUUUAUUUAAGAAUAAAAGCAGUGAUUUUUUUA